CUGUGGGGGUUAGUGGGUUGGGACCUUUUAUUUUAUAACGUGUAAUGGACUCACACUCCAGUCCAAUUGGUGGCGGUAAUGCAACUUUUUGGUAGCCAACCGCCAUUUAAAACCCAGACAAGUACGGAUGUAAACAUGACCAAGAACCAUUUUGUCGUUAGGGUUUUUAUUUAGACAUUAACACGAUGGAAUUCAAAAUAUUACUAAUUUAACUGCUCAGCAUCACAAACUUACGCCAGUUAGUAUUUCAUUCGCGUUGGAGAUAGGACUUGGUUGAUAAAAGCUGGCGUUACAUGGAUAACAUCUAACGUUAGCAAACAAUGGCCAUGGUUUUUCACACUGAAAUCGCCUCCAUUAUGGAGGUGCUAGCGAAUGCAGCCGUGGCAGAAGUCUGUAAACUCGUAGACGACGACUAUGCAGUGUUUCGUUUGGAAAUAACUCAAAGCCAGAAAGAAAACAGGGCAUUGCGGAGGAAACUACAGCUACUGGAACUGAAGGUAUCACGGGAGCGCGCAGAGAGGACAACGCGAGAGCGCGCACUCUCCAAACGUCCCAGUAGUGUCAAGAUGAUCGACGGAUACAGAGGAAUGGAAAGAGGUGAAGGACAUCUCACUGGAGGCCACAGGAGCUUUGUGAAGCCAGUGGGACACAAUACAUGGAGAGAUGACCAACCAAUCACUGUUGAUGAGGGGAGUGGAACCUCAAUCCAGCACGUUAUCAUGAUAGAGGAUGCAGAUGCAGAGGCUGCAGGUCCUAGAGGAUCGUCCCUGGUCAAGCAGGAGAGGACUGAAGAAGAGAACACACAACACAACAUCAUGGAGUCAGUAGACAUGGAGGAUGGGAAGCCUGAUCUGCUGCUGGUCAAAGAGGAGACGAUAGAAGACGAACAAGAGGGUAUUAACCUGUUGAGUGGACUAAAGAUGGGUGAGCAAGGUGGUUGGCUGGAGGCUAACAGAGGAGACUGGGCUGCCAUCUUGGAUUCCCAGACCCAGACAAGUGCGGUCAAUGGCCCGGGGGACGACAUUACUGAGCAGGCCAGGACUAGAGGUGACAAUGUGGAGGUCAGUGGAUGGGACAGUGUCUUCAACACUGGGCUGGGGAACAACAGUGUUAACCACAACCAGAAACAGACUGUCGAACACAAAACAACAACCGAAUUUAGUCUCCGUGACAACAGACUGGCUGAGACCAGGGCAAGUAGUAGAUUUUGUCUGCGGGGACAGGGAGGUGUUGGUAUGCAGCUGGAGAGAACAGACACUGACUCGGCUAGCGAUGCUCCGUCUUGCUCCUAUAGUUGUGAUUCAGAGAGACUGAUGGCACCUCAGGUUAACCCCCUAACAGGUGCUGCCUUCAGCCUGCCUUCUAUAGGAUCUAUCAACUGGAACAUGGAUCCUGAGACAACACAGACACUCCCUGGCCUUCAUCCUCCUCACACUCUCCUUAUGUUAAACCAGACCUCAGACAAUGCCAGUGCCUCAACCUUAAAUGGCUGCACAAGCCCAUUGACAAAUGACAGUAUUAGAGAUGGAAUCAGUAAAGGUGGCAGCGCCAAAGAAAAGCGCUUUCCGUGUUCAUUUUGUGGGAAAGCCUUCCGUUUGCCCAAACAGGUGGAGAUCCACCAGAGGAUGCACACAGGGGAGAAACCUUUCGGCUGCCACCUGUGCCGGGCCAGUUUUUCAGACUCGUCAAACCUGAAGAGGCACCAGAGAGUCCACACAGGGGAGAAACCCUACAGCUGCCCACAGUGUGAGAAGAGGUUCUCCCGCCAGCACCAUAUGAAGAUGCACCUGAAGGUCCAUACAGGAGAGAGGCCGUUUGCCUGUACUCACUGUGGGAAGAGGUUCUCAGAGAGGAGCUACCUCAGGGUACACCAACAGAAAAUGCACACGGCCCAUGUAUAGUAAUAUGUAAUGUUGUACUACUACUUAGUACUAAUUCUGUUGGUUUUGGAUAUAGUAGGGAAGUGGAUGAGGUGAACUGAACUGAAUAAAUAAUGAGUAUGAUGAGACAUAGAAGAUCAGAGGUUAGCAACAGGAUUUGGAUGAUUUGUUUUUGGUUAAAAACAAAAAAAGACCAGGAAUUCAGCUGAAAGUUUUCCCACAAAUAAAUAAAUAAAAAGUAUCUCAAUGUUAUCAAGGUAUGAAAUUCUUGUUCUUUUUCAAUACAAUCUCUUUGGGCUUAGUUGUGGUCAUUUUGCAGUGUACAAAUUACAAUUAUUUUCCAUCCCCCUGACCAUUCGCUCCGAGAAAGAUUCAGCCCGCAGCUGAGUCUAGUUGCCUACCCCUGGAGUAGAUGAUAUCGUCAUGGUUGGGGUAUUCUAAAAUGCUUCAUUGAUGAUUUGGACAACCUUGUCCUGUUGUGUUGAUGCUGAUGUUUUUAUGAGGAAAUGAUAAUGCCUUAAUUCAUGUUUACUUAUACUGAUCAUGACAAUGGGGUGAAACUCCAGGACAACAGUUGUGAUUGUUUAUUUUACUUUGUCCUGUCCUGUUUUUAGGUUAUGUAUUUUUGUUUACAUGACAGCAAUUUCUUUUGUUUUAAUUGAGCGCCAUUUAGGUUAGGCUAUUUGAUCGGAGAAACCUGCAUUAUGUAAAAAGUGUCUGUCUCAUUACAUUGUCAUACAUUUUAUCUCCAGCCUGUAGACUACAGAAAAGGCUAUACGCACGCUUUCUACCAUAUCAUAGAUCUGCUGCAUGAUUUAUGUUACAUUUUUUUAGCCGAAUGUUGGUUGAGCGCUGCAGAGAUGCAUCUUUCCAACAGCACCCUGGAGAGGUGCGCUGGGAAUGAACAAGCUAAAUAUUUUACGCCCCUGCCUUUGAUAAAGUGGGCACUGCUUAUCAAAGCGUGGCAUCACCGCUCACCUAAAAAGCCCAUAUGCCACUGGUUGAGAGAAAUUGUCAUUGUUUUGUGGCAGAAUUAUGUGAGGUUUUAUGUGUUGGUGUUGGAGGUGCGUCUUGGUCUGUUUAGCUCAGAAAAUUCCACCCUCAUCAAUCUCCCGCCAUAGGCGGCCCCCUAAUCCUGCCUAAUGAGUGGGCAGGCCAUGCCUAUAUCAUAAUCACAUCAAUAAAUUGGUUAUAACAAACUCUGAACACCGUAACACCAAAAUGGAUGCAGAGGACAUGACAAAUAAACUCAAAAGGGGAAAAUAUUUACAGGUUGCUCAGGAGGUAAAGGGAAAGUGGAUUAAAUGUGACUAGUUGUGGAAAAUACUGGAGAUCAAGAAAACAGAGGUAAGGAGCCAGCACUGCGUGCAAAUUAUGUGCGGUAAAGUAUAAGCGUACCAGAGUCUGUAACUUAAAAAAAAAAGUUUUAUUACAGUAAAGACUAAAAACAUUUUCAUUAAUUCGUGAAUGCAAUUUCCGAAAUGGAAUGGUUUAUUGUUUAAGCUAAUUAUUUAAGGCUCGCUUUAUUUGACAAUUGAAACGCUUGAAUGCAUUUCAAAUCAUGAAUGACUCGUAUGCUGUGUGAUGACAUGAACGAGUGAAGGAUUGACUGAUACAGUAGCCUGUAGAAGUGUUGAAAUGCAGUCCUAAGUAAGUUAUGGUAUUUAAGAUUAAACAGGCCUAUAGCUUGACGGUGGUUAUACAAGGCUGCUAUGCUAAUCCUACUAAUGAUAAUGACAUGACUUAUUAUUAUUAUAAUAAUAGUAAUAAUGAGAUCAAGAAAAAUGAGUAUUAUAAAAAAAUGACAAUUUGGUACAGUGUAAACACUCAAUUAUAAAUAAUACCAGAGGCUGUUCUAAUAAACAAAAAUUGUAAAGCCUUUAUUACAGCAACG
This is a messenger RNA of Oncorhynchus gorbuscha (pink salmon), 3774 nucleotides long. RefSeq lists its product as uncharacterized. Gene Ontology annotation, cellular component: nucleus. Bases 321 to 1901 code for a protein of 526 amino acids. The transcript is spliced from 5 exons. NCBI's taxonomy places the organism in Eukaryota, Metazoa, Chordata, Actinopteri, Salmoniformes, Salmonidae. The record is from RefSeq and is a predicted model, not a curated record.